Messenger RNA from Capsicum annuum, 602 nucleotides. RefSeq names its product basic blue protein. NCBI's taxonomy places the organism in Eukaryota, Viridiplantae, Streptophyta, Magnoliopsida, Solanales, Solanaceae. Gene Ontology annotation, cellular component: plasma membrane. The transcript is spliced from 2 exons. The record is from RefSeq and is a predicted model, not a curated record. Bases 70 to 438 code for a protein of 122 amino acids. Gene Ontology annotation, molecular function: electron transfer activity.
AUUCAUCCUCACUACAUCUCCUCAUAUAUUCUACAAAAUUAAUACCUUUAAUUACUCAUAAAUCAAAAAAUGGCAGGUUGUGCUACAAAUUUGAUGUACUUAUUCCUCAUUUUGGGCCUUGCUGCCCCUACCUUGGCUACCGAAUACAUGGUUGGUGGCUCCGUUGGUUGGAGCCUAGAUGCCAACCUUCAAUUAUGGCUCAACGGAAAGACUUUCAAGGUUGGCGAUGUCCUCGUUUUCAACUACGACCCAAAACUCUGCAACUUGGUUCAAGUGGACAUCACGGGCUAUAGCACUUGCCUUCCAACAAAUAUAUUGUACAUUGAUGACAGUGGAAAGACUACAAUCACUCUUUCAAAAGCAGGAGUUUUCUACUACAUUUCUUCUCUCUCCAACACCUGCCUCGAUGGCCUCAAAAUAAUAAUCACUGUACUCUGAAAAACAAAAGGAAAAUAAUUUCCUGCUUAGCUUUUCUCAGUUGGAUGUUUGAAUAAUGUUUGUCAUCGUGCAUGGUUAUAAAUCAUGCAUGCAUGCAUGUCUGUUUAUCUCUUAAGUAUCUUAAUAAAGUGCCACCGUGAGAAGGUUGGUAUAUGUUUUCUGUU